CCCGCCGGUCGCGAGAGGCGCCGCUUGUCGGGGGGGCCGGUCUCCGCUACAGCAGCGCGGCCUGCGCAGGCCCGGCUGGCGCCAUGGGCAAGAAGCACAAGAAGCACAAGUCGGACAAGCACCCCUACGAAGAAUACGUAGAAAAGCCACUGAAGCUGGUGCUGAAAGUUGGAGGAAGUGAAGUUGCGGAGCUCUCUACCGGAAAUACAGGACUUGAUUCCAGCCUGUAUGAAGACAAAUCCGAACAUGAGAAACACAAGGACAGGAAAAGGAAAAAGAGAAAGAAAGGGGAAAAACAAGUUCCUGGAGAAGAAAAGGAGAAAAGAAAGAGAAAAGUUAAGGAAGAUAAAAGGAAACGAGACCGAGACCCUGCAGACAGUGAGGGAGAACAGGAAAUGAAAUGUCAAACCCCCAUUAGAUUGGAAUUGCCACCAGAAAAACCACUGACAAGUACUUUAUCAAAACAGGAAGAGGUGGAGCAGACACCACUUCAGGAAGCUCUGAAUCAACUCAUGAGACAGCUGCAGAGAAAGGAUCCAAGUUCUUUCUUUUCAUUUCCUGUGACUGACUUUAUUGCUCCUGGCUAUUCCAUGAUCAUUAAAAACCCAAUGGAUUUUAGUACCAUGAAAGAGAAGAUCAAAAAUAAUGGCUACCAGUCUAUAGAAGAAUUAAAGGACAACUUCAAACUGAUGUGUACUAAUGCAAUGAUUUACAACAAACCAGAUACCAUUUACUACAAAGCUGCAAAAAAGCUGCUGCACUCAGGGAUGAAGAUACUGAGCCAGGAGAGAAUUCAGAGCUUGAAACAAAGUAUAGAAUUCAUGGCUGACCUGCAGAAGACAAGGAAGCAAAAGGACAAGCCGGAACUGCAGCAAACUGGGGAAGAUGAAAAUGGUCAUGGAAAAGAUAAAGGAGAACCUGUGGAUGGUGAUGCUAAAGCAUUCAAAACACCUGGCAAAGAACACAAAAAGAAGGACAAAGAUCUGCUUGAAGACAAAUUGCGGAGCACUAACUUGGAAAGGGAGCAAGAGCAGAUUGAUCGUAUUGUUAGAGAAUCUGGAGGGAAGUUAACAAGACGGCUUGCAAACAGCCAGUGUGAAUUUGAAAGAAGAAAACCAGAUGGUACAACAACUUUGGGCCUUCUUAAUCCAGUUGACCUUACUGCAGGAGAGCCAGGUUACUGCCCUGUAAAACUGGGUAUGACAGCUGGAAGGCUUCAGUCAGGAGUUAAUACAUUACAAGGGUUCAAAGAAGAUAAAAGAAACAAGGUUACUCCAGUGACAUACUUGAAUUAUGGACCCUAUAGUUCUUAUGCUCCAACAUAUGAUUCCACGUUUGCCAACAUAAGCAAAGAAGAUUCUGACUUAAUCUAUUCAACAUAUGGGGAAGAGCCUAAUCAAGGAUCUUUCAGUAUCCAUGAUUUUUUGAUGAAAUCACAAGAUUAUCCUUUCUUAAUGGCUGAUAGUUUGCUUGAUGUUCUAACUAAAGGAGGACACUCUAGAGCACUCAGAGAACUGGAAGUGCCAUCAGAGGAGGCUGAAGUACCACAUGAAAGAAGCAAUGCAAUGAAAGAUGUAAAGAUUAUGGAAAUUGAUAUUGCAGCCCGAUUGGACUCUGCUAAUAAUGACAGACUUACAGCACUAAAAGCAGUUACAAACUUUGGCAUGCCCAUAGAAGAGCUUUAUUCAGAGGAGGCUGAAAUCUUCCAGAGGAAGCUUGACGAAACAACAAAGCUGUUGAGAGAACUCCAGGAUGCUCAGAAUGAACGACUAAGUACAAAACCACCCCCUAAUAUGAUUUGUCUUCUGGGUCCAUCUUACAGAGAGAUGCACUUGGCGGAGAGAGUAACCAAUAACCUGAAAGAACUUGCACAACAAGUGACGCCGGGUGACAUUGUUAGUACCUACGGAAUCCGGAAAGCAAUGGGAAUUUCAGUUCCCUUACCUGACACAGAAGACAGCUGGGUAGAUUUGACAGAGGAAUUUCAAGAACCUAAGAAGACUGUCACCAUCCUGGAAAGAGAAUGUGGCCCAGUCACAGUCUGAGGCUCUGGUCCAGUUUACAGCUGUCUAAAUGAACCUCCUUCGGGUGCAUUCACCUGGCACAUGUACUUUGUGUGUUAAAUUACUUUUGUUUAUGAAUUCUGGGGACUGGUGACACUUGAAAUUGAAUGGUUUGUACUAGAGUUAAGUCUGCUACAUAAAUGCACUAAAUUAUUCUUUUGGCAUUC
Messenger RNA from Melopsittacus undulatus (budgerigar), 2230 nucleotides. It is a transcript of the gene BRD7, whose product is annotated as bromodomain containing 7. Gene Ontology annotation, biological process: regulation of transcription by RNA polymerase II. Lineage: Eukaryota; Metazoa; Chordata; Aves; Psittaciformes; Psittaculidae. Bases 84 to 2045 code for a protein of 653 amino acids. The record is from RefSeq and is a predicted model, not a curated record. Gene Ontology annotation, cellular component: nucleus. The transcript is spliced from 17 exons.